AUAGCAUUUUUGCAAGGAGAAAGAAAAGGACAAGAAAACUUGAAGAAGGAUUUAGUAAGAAGAAUAAAGAUGUUAGAGUAUGCAUUAAAACAAGAAAGGGCAAAAUAUCACAAAUUAAAAUAUGGCACAGAACUGAACCAAGGUGAUUUGAAAAUGCCAACCUUUGAAUCAGAAGAAACCAAAGACACAGAAGCUCCCACAGCACCUCAGAAUAGCCAGUUAACGUGGAAGCAAGGCAGACAACUGUUAAGACAAUAUCUUCAGGAAGUAGGUUACACAGAUACAAUAUUAGAUGUCCGAUCUCAGCGGGUAAGGUCAUUACUUGGACUAUCCAGUUCAGAACCAAAUGGAUCGGUAGAAACAAAGAACUUAGAACAGAUCCUGAAUGGAGGUGAAUCUCCUAAGCAAAAAGGACAAGAAAUCAAAAGGCCCUCUGGUGAUGUUCUUGAGACAUUCAAUUUUUUAGAAAAUGCUGAUGACAGUGAUGAAGAAGAGGAAAAUGACAUGAUUGAAGGCAUCCCAGAAGGAAAAGAUAAACAUCGGAUGAAUAAACACAAAAUAGGUAAUGAAGGUUUAGCUGCUGACCUAACUGAUGAUCCUGAUACUGAGGAAGCACUGAAAGAAUUUGAUUUUUUAGUGACUGCUGAAGAUGGUGAAGGAGCUGGAGAAGCACGGAGUUCAGGGGAUGGCACAGAAUGGGAUAAAGAUGACCUCUCCCCACCUACUGAGGUUUGGGAUGUAGACCAGGGGCUAAUAAGUAAACUGAAGGAACAGUACAAGAAGGAACGAAAGGGGAAGAAAGGGGUGAAGAGUAACAGGACAAAACUCUAUCACAAGAUAGCUGAUCUGGGAGAUAAGCUGCCCCUUAUCCCUUCACGAAUGAUUAGUCAGUCUAGUUCAGCCUCUAUUAGAAUGACUGAUCAUGAAGUUGUAAGAGCAAAGGAAGCUGAACCAAUAACGUUUCCAUCUGGAGGAGGCAAGUCAUUUAUUAUGGGUUCUGAUGAUGUUUUGUUAAGUGUACUGGGCCUUGGAGACCUUGCAGACUUGACGGUAACAAAUGAUGCAGACUAUAGUUAUGAUUUGCCUGCCAAUAAAGAUGCCUUUCGAAAGACAUGGAAUCCCAAGUAUACACUACGUAGCCAUUUCGAUGGAGUACGGGCAUUAGCUUUUCAUCCUGUAGAACCUGUGCUGGUUACUGCCUCUGAGGACCAUACUCUGAAACUUUGGAACUUGCAAAAAACAGUUCCUGCCAAAAAGAGUGCCUCUUUAGAUGUAGAGCCUAUCUACACAUUUAGGGCCCACAUUGGUCCUGUUCUAUCACUAGCUAUUAGUUCUAAUGGAGAACAGUGUUUUAGCGGUGGUAUAGAUGCAACCAUCCAGUGGUGGAAUAUGCCUAGCCCUAACGUGGAUCCAUAUGAUACAUAUGAGCCAAAUGUUCUAGCUGGCACUUUAGUUGCACAUACAGAUGCUGUCUGGGGUCUUGCUUAUAGUGGCAUAAAAAAUCAAUUACUGUCUUGUUCAGCAGAUGGCACUAUUAGGUUAUGGAAUCCACAAGAAAAAUUGCCAUGUAUUUGCACUUACAAUGGAGACAAGGAGCAUGGAAUCCCUACAUCAGUUGACUUUAUAGGCUGUGAUCCAGCUCAUAUGGUGACCUCUUUCAACACUGGUAGUACAGUAAUUUAUGAUUUAGAAACAUCACAAUCAUUGGUGAUGCUUUCCUCACAGAUAGAUUCUGGUUUACAAUCCAAUAAUCACAUUAACAGAGUAGUAAGUCAUCCCACACUUCCUGUUACAAUAACUGCUCAUGAAGAUAGACACAUCAAAUUUUUUGAUAAUAAAACGGGUAAAAUGAUCCAUUCUAUGGUAGCUCAUUUGGAUGCUGUUACAAGUCUAGCAGUAGAUCCUAAUGGAAUCUAUUUGAUGUCUGGAAGCCAUGACUGUUCUAUUAGAUUAUGGAAUUUGGACAGCAAGACAUGUGUACAAGAAAUAACAGCACAUAGGAAGAAAUUAGAUGAAUCAAUUUAUGAUGUUGCUUUCCAUCCAUCAAAAGCAUAUAUUGCCAGUGCAGGGGCUGAUGCCCUUGCCAAAGUAUUUGUGUGA
Messenger RNA from Puma concolor (puma), 2100 nucleotides. NCBI's taxonomy places the organism in Eukaryota, Metazoa, Chordata, Mammalia, Carnivora, Felidae. The record is from RefSeq and is a predicted model, not a curated record.